GGAGAAUCAGACCCAGUCUUUUUGCAUUGCGCAGAGUCUGUUCGUAUUUUUUUCUUGGUUCUGCUUAUUCCCCUUCCUCUCUCGGUUUCUUCUACUACCACCUUCUUAUUGACACAUACAUAUAUGGCCACUACUCCAGAAGUUAAAUCCGAAAAGUAUGUCCGAGGUGUGUCGUUUGACACAAUGACCGAUAAGGACUUGCCGGAUUACUCGUUUACUUUACGAGGCAAGACGCCCGGCCAUAAGCGGACACGCCGAACUCGUACAUUCAUGGUUGCCACCGACCUCGCCAACUACAGUGAAUACGCUUUGACUUGGGCGAGCAAUGAAGUCAUGGAUGACGGCGAUGAAAUCAUUGUAUUACGUGUAGUGACGGUGGAUAUGAACGAUAAAAGAUCGAACUUGCAAGCACUCCUACAACAUGAGGAGCAGCAGUCGAGGGAAAACGCUCAUAAAGUGAUGGAAAAGAUCAUGACUAACAGUGGCCCUGAUAAAAAGAUCAGUGUUAUUAUCGAGUUUGUCAUUGGCAAAGUCCAAGAGACCAUCCAGCACAUGAUUUCGAUGUAUCAGCCCUCGCUUUUAAUUGUUGGCACACGUGGUUUGUCCGAAUUCAAGGGCAUGCUCUUGGGAAGCGUCUCCAAGUACUGUCUCCAACACUCGCCUGUGCCAGUUGCUGUCGUUCGUCCCGAUGACAAAAUCAAAAAGUAUAAGGGCAAGAAGGGUAGAUUUGGAUUGAAGCGAUUGGGAGGCAGCAACACAAGCGAAUCCUCGAGUAGUGAUGAAGAGCAACAGACACGUGCUGUGGAUAAAAAAUUCAAUCGUCUCUCACUUAUUGAAAGAUAUGGUCGCCGUUCUCGCUCUCCGUCGCCUGCCCCUAGUAAAUCCUCGUCGAAGUAGAGAAAUCAACAUAACAUUACUACGCACGCUACGACCGAGGCCUAUCCUCUUCCCACACACAUACACACACGCACUAUGCAACACUCCCACUUUCAACCAUUUUCUCUCUCUUUCCUGUAUAUCUAUCUUACAUGCUAUUACAUAAAAUGUACCCUUUAUUCUGUUCUCAACUUCUGCCAACUGCAUAAUUUAGUAAGAGUAUGUAUCUAACAUCAG
Messenger RNA from Zychaea mexicana, 1113 nucleotides. RefSeq lists its product as uncharacterized. The record is from RefSeq and is a predicted model, not a curated record. Lineage: Eukaryota; Fungi; Mucoromycota; Mucoromycetes; Mucorales; Lichtheimiaceae. The transcript has 5 exons. The coding region runs from base 124 to 897 and encodes 257 amino acids.